AUCUUGGCAGGGCCGUCGCCUCGGCCUGGAGCCAAGACACCAGCCUUUAGGCGCAAAAUAAAUCAAAACUCAGUCAGCGCUGUGUUUGGGCCCUCGGGUCGCCCCGAUCGAAAUAUAUUCCGAAAGCAGUUCGAUGCGAAUAUUGGUCCUCCUGUCAGCUGAGCAAAGAUGGUCGCAAGAUGGCGGCCGUCAUGAAGCAGUCUUGUUUAUUUCUCGCCAGAAAUAUUGUUCAAAGAAGUAUUGCUGCCGCUUCCAGCGACUGCAGCACGCUUUUGCAAAAUGGCAUUCCGGUUCGCGGCCUCUCCAGUGCUAUCACGUUCGAGAAGAAGCCGCGGUUGGGAAACGCCGUGCAACCUAACCUCCGCUUCGCCACCAAACCAGACGACACUCCGAGGAAGGAGCACGUAAAUAUAGGAACGAUUGGCCAUGUAGACCACGGCAAGACCACUCUGACAGCAGCUAUCACCAAAAUCCUUGCGAAAAACGGUUUGAGCCAGUUCCGCUCCUACGAUGAUAUUGACAAGGCUGAAGAGGAAAGAGCAAGAGGAAUCACCAUCAACGCAUCACAUGUGGAGUAUGAAACUGCGAAGAGGCAUUAUGCGCACACUGACUGUCCGGGACACAGAGACUUUUUGAAAAACAUGAUCUGUGGCGCCUCUCAAAUGGAUGGGGCCAUCCUUGUCGUUGACUGCAAUGACGGUCCAAUGCCCCAAACUACGGAGCAUUUGCUUCUUGCAAAGCAGUUAGGUGUAAAUAAUAUUGUUGUGUUCAUUAAUAAAGUAGACAUCGCCUCAGACGACCUCAAAGAGCUGGUUGAGUUGGAAGUGCGAGAUUUACUCACAAACUUUGGUUGGAAUGGUGAGGCUGUUCCUCUUGUCCACGGAUCAGCCCUCCUUGCUCUGGAGGGGAACACAUCAGACAUCGGUGAACCUGCCAUCAUGAAGCUGCUAGACAUCCUGGACAAUCAUGUCACUCCCCCUAAACGAGACUAUAAUUCGCCCUUUGUAAUGCCCAUCGACAGUGCAGUGAGUAUCCGGGGCAGAGGGACUGUGGCCAUUGGCACUGUCAAGGCAGGAACAAUGAAGAAGGACGACAAAGCGGAAUUGCUAGGAUAUGACAAUGCCAUAUCAACCACCAUCAGCACUAUUCAGGUAUUCAAUUCUGCCGUCCCUUCUGCCAGGGCUGGAGACCAUGUUGGUGUGCUUUUAAGGCAAAUGAAGGCAUCAAGUGUUAAAAGAGGAAUGGUUCUGUGUGCUAGAGAUGCCUGUAAACUAAGCAAUCAGUACGUGGGCACAGUUUACUUCCUAACAAAGAGUGAGGGUGGACGUUCCAAGCCUGUCACUUCAGGUUUCAUUCAAGUGCUAUUUGCUGAAACAUGGCAAGUAACUGCCAGGUUUGAUUUUGAGGAAGAAAUGGUGAUGCCCGGUGAAAGUAGUCCUGCUGUUAUAACUCUGCUGAAGCAAAUGGUGAUUUUGCCUGGGCAGAAAUUUUCAGUUCGUGAUGGAAUGCACACAGUGGCUUCUGGUGUUAUUAAUAGUGCCAAUGAAUGCGUGUUUUUACCAAAUAAACUGUUGUCCAUGUAUAAGCCUAAUAAAGCUUCUGAUGUCAAAAAUGCAAAGAGCAAAAAAUCCAAUAAGUCAUAAUUAAUAUUUUACCAAUUGUAAAUGUGUGUUAAGUGAGCAACUUUGUUAAUAAAUGAGAACUUAAUACAAUAAUCAACUUA
Molecule: messenger RNA, 1723 nt
Organism: Thrips palmi
Lineage: Eukaryota; Metazoa; Arthropoda; Insecta; Thysanoptera; Thripidae
Product: elongation factor Tu-like
Exons: 1
Coding region: 180-1643 (487 amino acids)
Biological process (GO): mitochondrial translational elongation
Cellular component (GO): mitochondrion
Molecular function (GO): GTP binding; translation elongation factor activity; GTPase activity
Source: RefSeq, a predicted model, not a curated record